Molecule: messenger RNA, 2776 nt
Organism: Austrofundulus limnaeus
Lineage: Eukaryota; Metazoa; Chordata; Actinopteri; Cyprinodontiformes; Rivulidae
Gene: ankrd27
Product: ankyrin repeat domain 27 (VPS9 domain)
Biological process (GO): neuron projection morphogenesis; early endosome to late endosome transport
Cellular component (GO): transport vesicle; late endosome; plasma membrane
Molecular function (GO): SNARE binding; guanyl-nucleotide exchange factor activity
Source: RefSeq, a predicted model, not a curated record
GAUAGCUAACUUGAACUACAUCCGAAACUUCUGCUUCAGCCACUCGAGUAAAGAUGAACUCAGCUACUGUCUGAGCACCUUUGAAGCUGCAGUGGAGUUCAUCAACAUGGGGAAGCUGCAGGAAGUCCACAGUGUCUCAGGAGAACUUAAUGACACGACCCUGUUUAAGAAGAGGAUGAGUCUGCUGAAUCAGAACACUGAAACACCCAUUCAUUGCCUUUUUGAGCAUAUAGCAAAUGGAAAUGAGACGGAGGUGGAACAUCUGUUGAGUGAAGGCCAGGCUGAUAAGGAUGUGAAGAUGUGUCACCCUCUCUGCUCCUGCGACAUCUGUGAUGGCCAGCUGUCUGGGCGUCUGAACGAUCUGUCCAUUGUUACCCCGUUCUCCAGAGACGACAGAGGUUACACUCCACUGCAUGCUGCUGCUGUGUGUGGUCAGGCUCAGCUCAUUGACCUGCUGGUGCGUAAAGGAGCUCCAGUAAAUGCUACAGACUACCACGCCCUCACACCCCUGCACCUGGCCUGUCAGCGUGGAUACCAGGGGGUCUCUCUGCUGCUACUGCACUACAAGGCGAAUCCUGACGCUCGGGACAACAACGGCAACACUCCGCUGCACUUCGCCUGCAUGUACGGGCAUGAGGACUGUGUGAAAGCCUUGGUGUACUACGACAUCCAAACGUGCCACCUGGACCUGCAGAACGAUAAAGGCGACACGGCGCUGCACAUGGCCACGCGCUGGGGUUACGAGGGGAUCAUCCAGGUGCUGCUGGAGAAUGGGGCGAGCACCCACAUCCUCAACAGGAACAAAGAGUCUCCUCUGCAUUGUGUUCUCAACUCCAAGAUCCUCCUGCUGUUCCAGUCGCUGGAGAACGGCCAUCAGUCCAGCAGCGUUGAUUCUCCGAGUGGCUCCCCUCUGACCUCAAACUGCAGCAGCCGCCGCUCAUCUGUCUCCAGCACGUCGUCUCUGGGUCCAGAGGUCAGGCCAGAGUCGGAGCGGGUCCGACACAGAGAGGUGGAGAAGCUGCUGAGGGCUGUCGCUGAUGGAGACGUGCAGAUGGUGCGCUACCUCUUGGAAUGGACCGAUGAUGAGGAAGAUGAAGAAGAGAUACAGUCUGAGGCGCCAGUCUGCCAUCCUCUGUGUCAGUGUCCAAACUGUGCUCCUACUCAGAAGCUGUCGGUGCAACAGGCAGGAGUUCUUGGCGUGAACAGCUGUAACGCAGACGGGUUCACGCCCCUGCAUGUCGCCGCUCUGCACGGCCACGCUGCACUGGCCGUGAUGCUGAUACGCCACGGGGCCAACGUCAACGCCCGCACCAACCAAAGCACCACGCCCCUUCACCUGGCCAGCCAGAACAGCCACAUUCAGGUUGUGAGGUUUCUGCUGGAGUGUAACGCAAAGCUAAACAAGAAGGACCAUUAUGGGAACACAUGUUUGAUUUACGCAUGUCUCCAUGGAAACCUGGAGAUUGCCAGCACUCUGUUGCAGAGUCACGCCCUGAUGAAUGUAGCCAACCUGCAGGGUAACACGGCUCUGCAUGAGGCGGUACGAGGAGGACACCAGGCUGUGGUGGAGCUGCUGCUGAGGAACGGAGCUGCGCCUGGACUCAGGAACAAGAGGCAGAGGACUCCACUGGACUCUGCUUAUGAACUCGGUGGAAAGAACACUGAAAUCUUGAGAGCUCUGCAGAAAGCAUCCGGACUGUCCCCCGACGCUGAGCCAAUUAAACUCCUGUCUGUGCCCAAAGGAGCUCUGGCUCAUUCAUUUGUUCAACGUCUGAGGCAGCAAGACUCCUCCAACAGCAGGAGACACAAACAGGCCCAGUCCAUCAGCAGGAUGCAGCACAUGAAGAAAGGUUUGUCUGGCUCCUCCCUCAGGAGUUCCCCAGGCCUCCCCCAGGUGAAUCCAGACCAGAGGAGACUGAAGCGAGGGGAGACUGUGGAAGUCAGCAGCUUCUUAAAAAGCAACGAUUCUCAGUCUCAUCUCAAAGACUGGUCUCUGAGUCGCAGCCACACCUUGGACUCUGGAGUACCUGAUCCUGUUUUGAGACUGAGAAGUGACACCGCUUCAAAAACGGGGGCGGAGUCUCUCAGCAGCCACCUUUCUUCUAAAAAUGCCGUAGGAGCUGUGCAGGCAGCUGGUCUAACCUCCAGGUGUGCAGACGGCACACAGCCUGACCCAGACGAGGGGUCCGACUGCAGCGCGUCCUGUCCACAUUCAUCUGGAACUGAAACCAGACUCACCCCACCGGACCAGCCUGAGGAGGCUGUAGACUGUCCCAGUCAGAGUGUCCUGCCUGGAAACACCCACACUCUGCUUCACACUGAAGAGAACGUCCUCCAUUUAGACAUCUUACAUGAUGACUCUGGUCUACACUGCUCCCAUCCUCCCAGCCCACAGUCAUAAAGACAAGGGGUCUGGACUGAAUCCAGCACGAAAAUAAGACUUUUUGGUUUUCUUGUGUUCAGAUUUGAAACAAGGUAUAGAACUAGCGAUAACCUGAGAUCUUCUUACUUCACUAAAUUCUAAAACCGUCUUCCUGACACGGACUCGGACCUUCCACAGCAUCAAAAGCUGAUUUCUCUUUGAGACACGUGUACCCAGCUGUCAGAUUCAUCAACACAUUUUUGACACACUUUAUUUCCCAGUGUCAGUUUAUGGUUAUUAACAGUUCAAGUUUUCAUCAGCUGAUGCUAGUAUCUCUGCUCUAAUUCAGUGCUGGUAGGAAUCUAAUCUGUAAAAGCUCUUUGCUUUUUUCAAUAAACACCUUUUCCAGCUGUG